Messenger RNA from Elgaria multicarinata webbii, 1746 nucleotides. It is a transcript of the gene GINS4, whose product is annotated as GINS complex subunit 4. Gene Ontology annotation, biological process: DNA-templated DNA replication; double-strand break repair via break-induced replication. NCBI's taxonomy places the organism in Eukaryota, Metazoa, Chordata, Lepidosauria, Squamata, Anguidae. The transcript is spliced from 7 exons. The record is from RefSeq and is a predicted model, not a curated record. Bases 43 to 708 code for a protein of 221 amino acids. Gene Ontology annotation, cellular component: GINS complex.
UGGAAAUUGCUAGUGGCGGGGAAUUGCGGCGCUUGUUCGGCGAUGGCGGAGGAGGAGCCGGAUCGGGGCUCGGAGGCGGGCAGCGAGGAAGUGGUGCUGACCCCGGCCCAGCUCAUCCGCAGCCUGGAGCAGGCCUGGAUGAAUGAGACGUUUUCCCCUGAACUGCUGGAAAGCAAAUCGGAAGUUGUUGAGUGUGUUGUUGAGCAGCUGGAACACAUGGAGGAGAACCUGAAACGUGCCAAGAGAGGGGAUCUUAAGGUCAGCAUUCACCGCAUGGAGGUAGAGAGGAUCCGUUACGUCCUCAGCAGCUACUUGCGCUGCCGGCUCCGGAAGAUAGAGAAAUAUUUUCCCCAUGUCCUGGAGAAGGAGAAGACUCGGGCAGAGGGGGAGCCAUCCAUCCUGUCUCCAGAAGAGUUCGCUUUUGCCAAAGAGUACAUGGCAAACACUGAGGCCCACCUCAGAAAUACAGCUUUGAAGCACAUGCCCCCUAACCUGCAGAAGGUGGAUCUCCUGAAGGCUGUUCCCAAACCAAACCUGGACUCCUUUGUGUUCCUGCGCGUGAAGGAGAGACAAGAGAAUAUCCUGGUGGAGCCGGAGACUGAUGAGCAGAGAGAAUAUGUGAUUGACUUAGAUGAAGACUCGCAGCAUCUUAUCCGGUACAAAACCAUCGCUCCCUUGGUGGCUUCAGGGGCCGUGCAACUCAUCUAGGCCAUGGAACAGAGCUGCCCCAGGCUUUUCUUUCCAAACGUCAAACGGCCGGAUUUAUCCUACAUCACUGCGAGCUGUUUGAGAAUCAUCCUGCCUGCAUUGGGAAAACCUGCCUGGAAGAAUGUGCCUGCCUGACAGUAACGGGGUGGGGUGGGGUUGUCCCCUGAGAAAGGCUUUUGGGUGUGGAAAAAAGACUCUCUCUCUCUCUCUCUCUCUCACACACACACACACACAUACACACGUCUUGACUGCACAAAGAGCCUAUCUGCUGCAUGACCAGUAGAUGGCGGUGAGCCGAUUCUGGACACUGUGGCCAAGUUCUAACAUGAUGGAAUUAAAAUACGUUGCCUGGGACGUGUAAAGAAAUUGUCUCCACCCAUCCAGAUGGGUGGGACUGCAACACCCAUAAUCCCUAACCAGUGUGGGGGUGAUGGGAGUUGCAGUCCCCCACACCAGGACGGUGCUCUAAAGGAUAUACUGGCGAACAUGGGUGUGAACGUCAUGUUGGACCCAUCAGGCAGAGAGACUCACGGUUUCCUUGCAGAUGGUGUAAAGCGCUUUCGUUCGGAACCACUUUGGGGCAGGGGACGUCCGCUGUUUGUGAUGCUGUCGCCGGUGUUAAAGUGGAUUUGGAUGGGGUUCGAUCUUGCUGUUGAGAAAGGCUUGAAACGUGGUACAACAUCUCAGCCCGAUGAACUCAGGCGCUGCAGUUCUUUGAGCAUCUGGACCACAUUUGGAUGGGCUCAUCAAAGACACUCGAAUCUACAGGAAAUAGCAGCUACCUCUUACAGGGCGAAAAACAAUGUUUGGAAUAUGUGCAGGCAUUAAAUCGCAGGCCCUGUGUCGUGCCAGCGCUCCUCGUUUCGCUUUGUGUCAAGAGUGCGCUCUACCACGCCGUUCUUUAUGUACCGCCCUUGCGCCCUGAUCGCAUGGCGGGCCCUUUCCUUGUACUUACUAUGGGUUGUAGCAAGGAAUGUACGGAUUGUGUAAAGUUUGUUCCAUCUGGAUUUAGCGAAUUGUUGGGUGCCUUUCCGUCUC